UGGUCCCAGUGUCCAGCGGUUCGGGCGCUGGGCGGGGACCGCAGGCAGCGAGCCACCUGAGGCUGUCAACUUUACUCUCGCAACCUGCAUUGAAGACUAGUUUCCACGAAGCGAAGCCCUCGAGAUCUCCGUGCCAAGUUUGCGGUAGGGAAACCCCUUUGGGCUUGGCAGGUGCGGCUGGCGACGAGGAAGGCUUCCUGAGCUCUUCAGAUUUUUUUUCCCCCCAGACAUAAUGUCAAGUGAAGACGAUCAACAAUCACAGGCUCUUACCAAACCCACUUUCAGUGAAGCACAAGCCUGUGCAGUAGUGGAAUCAGUAUUUGGAUUAAAAGUUUCCAAGAUCCUGCCACUUCCUAGCUAUGAUGACCAAAACUUUCAUGUAUGUAUUUCAAGAACCAAAGACACUACUGAUGGUCCAGCUGAAUAUGUCCUCAAAAUAAAUAACACUGAGUCUAGCAAAACCCCAGACCUGAUUGAAGUGCAGAGUCAAAUCAUCAUGUUUCUGAGAGCAGCUGGAUUUCCAACAGCCUCUGUUUUUCAUACUAAAGGGGACAACAUAACCUCUCUCAUGUCUGUAGAUAGUGGGUCUGAAACCAAAAGCUACUUGGUGAGGCUGCUGACUUACCUCCCAGGAAGACCUGUAGCUGAAAUUCCCAUUAGCCCCCAGCUGUUAUAUGAAAUUGGAAGGCUAGCUGCCAAAUUGGAUAAGACACUGGAGAAAUUUCAGCAUCCGAAGUUAAGUUGUCUUCGUCGGGAGAACUUCCUCUGGAAUUUGAAAAACAUUCCUCUUUUGGAGAAAUAUCUGUAUGCCUUGGACCAGAAUCAAAAUCGAGAGAUUGUUGAACAAGUCAUUCAGCUGUUCAAGAAUGAGGUGAUGACCAAAUUAAUUGAUUUUCGAGAAUGAUUUUACUUUGGCUCCUUUUUUUCCCCUCUGCAAGUGAUAUGAUAAUGAACAUAUUCAUGUGUGUUUCCUAUGUGCAUAGACAGCAAUUUACCUCGGUUGUCACUAGCCUUUUGACCCAGCCUGAAGUACUGAUCAAAAGACAAAGGAACUGAGGUGAUUUCUCACAAGGUUGGAGUAGGCAGUGUGCGUCUCUUUUACCGUCCUCUUUAUGUGCGAGGCAGCUCAGACUGCCACUAAAAAACAAUACCAUAGACUGGGUGGCUUAAACAGCAGACAUUUAUUUCUCGCAACUGUGGAGGCUGGAAGCCUGCGAUCAGUGUCCCAGGAUGGUCAGGUCUACAGAAAGCCAUGGAAGAGAGUAAAAGCAGGCUCUUUGGUUUCUCCUUUUAAAGAUACUCAUUUCAUCAUGAAGACCUAACCCUUGUGGCCUCACCUAAAUCCAGUUACCCCCCUGCAGAUAGCCCUUUCUCCAAAUACCAUCACAUUGAGAGUGAGAGCUUCAACAUGGGAAUCAAUUGGGAUGCCAGGGAGGUGGGCACGCUGGGCCCACGGCACUUUCACUGUUAAGUGCAGUGUAAGGUGGGAGCAUCAAAAGAGCUGAUUUUACCUCUGAAACAUGUUCUUCCUCCUUGUAGUCCCCUCACUCCCAUUCACCUUCAUGCUUUUAAAUGGUGUCCAUCAUUCACCAUUCUUCUGGCCAAAAACUUCUAGGUGUCAUCACCUUUAGCUUUGUUCUUUUUCUCACAAGUCACAUCCAGUCAAAUUCUGUCAUUUCUAACUACAAAAUAUGCCCCACAUCUAACCACCUUUUCCCAUCUUUACUACUACCACUUGGUCCAAGCACCAUCUCUCAUCUGAGUUAUUGCUGUAAAUUCCAAACAGGUUUCUCUGCUCCUGUUUCUCUCCCUGCAGUGUGUAUUCAUGUAUGUUCUCUCUUUAAUUUGUAUUUUGUUUAUUAUUACUUUAUUGAGGUUCUUCAUGUUGUCAUGGUUCAUCUUCAUGUUUGAUGGUUAUUGUGAUUUUAAUACACAUUUCCCUGUAUAUUGACCAUUUGGAUAAGCCAUUUUAUGAAACCCCCAUUCUAGUCUUUUGCUUGUUUUUCUAUUGGAGUGUUUUUUGGUUAUUGUGAUAACCUUUUGGAAUUACCAAUUAACUUCAGACAUUUGGAAUAUUUUCUGGCUACAAGCUUCAUGUUGAUUAUAUGUGUUGAAAUAUUCCAUUCCAUGGCUUAUC
Condylura cristata (star-nosed mole) is the source of this 2137-nucleotide messenger RNA. It is a transcript of the gene HYKK, whose product is annotated as hydroxylysine kinase. NCBI's taxonomy places the organism in Eukaryota, Metazoa, Chordata, Mammalia, Eulipotyphla, Talpidae. Bases 233 to 904 code for a protein of 223 amino acids. Gene Ontology annotation, molecular function: amino acid kinase activity. The record is from RefSeq and is a predicted model, not a curated record. The transcript is spliced from 5 exons.